This is a messenger RNA of Boleophthalmus pectinirostris (great blue-spotted mudskipper), 3165 nucleotides long. Its product is annotated as dynein axonemal assembly factor 8. The transcript is spliced from 21 exons. Lineage: Eukaryota; Metazoa; Chordata; Actinopteri; Gobiiformes; Gobiidae. Bases 133 to 3108 code for a protein of 991 amino acids. The record is from RefSeq and is a predicted model, not a curated record.
UUUCCGUUGCCAUGGUACCCACAGCGCUUUAUCAGCUUCCCUCACAGCACGUAACAUUAAUCACAGCAAACAACUCAAAGUUAGGUUUUAGUUUAAACAUAGACCAAUAUUUCUACCCUGCGACUAAAAAUAAUGGACAACAGCCUUUGGAGGACGAUUGUGGAAAACGUGCAGCCGUAUAUUCCCUCAAUUGAACCAGCUUCAUCGUCUGAGGACGAAGGUAGUAUUGAAAUAUUUCAAAGACCAACUGGGCUCUCUCUGCAACUUCCUGAUGACACUAGAGACACGAUUGCACCACCAUUUGUAGAGGAGCCACUGGAUGUAAGUGAACCAGAAAACAUUGCAGAGUUAAACAAGAGUCCCGACACUGCUUUGAACUCAAGUGAAAAGAGUCUCAGUAAUCACAUUGUCCUCUCGUUUGCUAAGCUUGAACAUUUGGAUCUAAAUGUUUUCCAAAACACCCAAAAAGUAAUCAAGCCACAACGGGGCACAGCUGAAAUAGGAGAUGGAUAUCCAGAUGGCGGCAAGGAAAAUUACUACAAAAAUAUUUUGGAAAAAAUAGCAUCUUUCUGUGAGAAGCAGUCAGUCAAGUCCCACCAUAAUCCAAACUAUGUCAAGAAGAACUACAUGGGGCCCAUACCAGAGGAAAACAUGGUGGAAGAGAUCAAAGAACGUCCAACUGUUUACAUUGAUUUGAGAUGCACCAGUCAGACAUCCACAAAACCAAUAAAGUCUCCCUCCCAGUGCUCUGUUCACAAAGAAGCAGUACCAGCUAAGAGCCCCAGUCAAGUCCAUGCAGGAACACAGACAAGCUACUGGAAAGAAACGGGCAAAAGCAUGUUACUUCGGAAAAUACGCGAGAACAAUCAAAGGAAUAAAUGCAUGAAUAAAACUGGAGUGAAAAAGAAACGUGUUUGUGUUAAAACAUUGGAUUUUAUGGAGGCUACAAACAAAGACUACUGUGAAAGCCAACAAGAGGGCACAGACCAUUCAUGUGUGGAGUUUGAACACGCUAAACCUAAAACAGAAAAUCUGAAGAAUAACCAAGAACUAUCUAAGAAACAAAGAGAUCAUUACCAUAAGCAAUGUCAACACACUGUAAAAGAACUGGAGAAAUGUCGGCCAACAAAGUCUGUUGGGCAAAAGCAACCAGCUGCUGAAAAUACUGAUCUUCUUUAUGAUAUUGACGCCUCCCAUCUUGAGCCAGUUCGAACAUUACCAACAGACAGAGGGAAUGCUGGACACGUGCUGCUGAUUGUCAAUCUCUCAAGUCUUGGAAUGGUUACUAAGAAAGAACGCAGAAUAAGAAGAAGAAAAAUCAAUUCAGAUUUUACCAACCUUUAUAACACUUUAGUGACUUGGCUUCUAUCCUUAGUGGGCCCUCAUUCACCAAGUGCUAUUGAAGCUAAUGCUAAUGUACCAUUCUGGGUUGUUGGAUUGCAGCAGCUUUGGACAAAGAGAGGACUGUCUUUGUACGUCUUAGCUGUAGCCAAACAAACUUAUACUCAAAGGAAAAAGGACACAGACAUUCCUACUCCCUUCCACAACCACAUUAGCAGAUUUCUGUUUGAGACUUCACUCCCCACUAUAGCUCACUGGGUUCCUCAGCUGAAUACCAUCAUGGGAGAAGACAUCUACAAUGCCCCUAUCUAUCUCCCAUCAUGCAAUCUAAGCUCUUUUAUCACUGUAACCUCUAACAAAGAAGUAAUAGGCAGAAUAUUUGAGCUGAGUCCAGGGUUUUACUGGCAGACAUUGGAAACCCCAGGCCAUAAAUGCAAAGGAAGAGAGACCAUUCAAGACCUGCAUACAGAGAUAUCCAUUACUUUGGGACAUAAAGACUUUUACCAACAUCCACUAUUGGCACACUAUACCCUACAGGCCAUCCUUGUCUCAGGUUUAGAUAUUUGUGGUUUAAGACUCCUUUAUCCAUCACCUGAGUCUCUGCCUGAUCAUUUUGGGUGCAAGACAUUUCUUCAGAAAGGGAGUGACAAUGGGCACAUCCUUGUCAUGGCAGUCCGUGGCCCCUAUGCCCAUUCUAUAUCACAGGGCAUAAAUAGAACAGUGCAGCACAUGUUCUGGCAGAAGACGGUUGGUGCUGAAGAUGGUGAAGCUGAUUCUUUGCUGCUAUACACACCUCAACAGCAAGUUCAAAUCCACAAAGAGCUGUGUCUGUGGUUUUCUGGGAGACUGGAAAAGUACCAGAAUGAGUCUUUAAAAAGCGAAGUUCAGGUAAUCGAGAACAGUACGUCCUUCCUGUGUGCUACAACUAAAGCUGACAUACUCCUUGUGGUGUCACCACUCAUUCCACCAUGUUGCUACGGCCAAGUGCUUUCCACAUGUGAACACAGAGGAUUUAUUCUCAGUGCGUUACAGAUCAUGAAACUCGAUAAUGAUAGAACUUCACUACUAGGACUCACCAGUCAGCAAGCUCAAAUCUUCUGCACAUCCCAAAAAUGUCUGGUGUUGAUACUUAAGAAGGAAAAUGCACUGCAUCACACGAUUUCUCUUCUGUUGGCUCUUAUGAAAGAAUUCAAGUCACACAACCUUCUGACCUUCCUGCCAUCCAGGGGUGAUGUUGUUCAAAUAGUUGAGCCAAGUUUGUGUUUCCAUACAACCUCCUACAGCAACAACAUGUUUAAUAUUUUUGUAGAGCCAGCUUGGGCAGUCCCAGAUCCUUCCACUGUGGUCCUGUCUAGUCAAAAGUGUCCCUUGGACCUGGAGGAGGAUGAGGUGGUAGUUUUCAAUUUGUGUGGACAGGACAUGGGCCAAGGUCUGAGCCUUCUACACAGAACCCUCACGCAACACGGGUUUCAGCUGCUCGCUCUGAAAUGGCUGCCUGCGUUGAGUCGACUUCAGGCCCUGGAAGUGAGCCCUUAUGAGGUUGGAGAGAAGCACAGCCACAACGCUCUGGUCACUCUGAUGUCUGGCCCUGCUCUGGUGUGUGCUCUGAGGCGGAACAAUGCUCUAUUAGCUCUGAGGAAACUUCUGCUGAUGGAGUCCAAUGGAGAUUUGGGUAUUUUGAUGUCACCCACACCUGAAGUGACAGCCAGACAAUGUGCACUUUUCUUCUUUGAACAUGAACUUAUUUCUUGUGCAGUGAAAAAGUGACUGAAAAGCAUAGAGGAUAUGUUAACCCACACUGAACUGUCACUUACAAGUUACCCA